Kogia breviceps (pygmy sperm whale) is the source of this 1578-nucleotide messenger RNA. It is a transcript of the gene BTBD2, whose product is annotated as BTB domain containing 2. The record is from RefSeq and is a predicted model, not a curated record. Gene Ontology annotation, cellular component: cytosol; P-body. NCBI's taxonomy places the organism in Eukaryota, Metazoa, Chordata, Mammalia, Artiodactyla, Physeteridae. Gene Ontology annotation, biological process: neurogenesis. Gene Ontology annotation, molecular function: protein binding.
ACCGACAAGAUGGCGGCGGGUGGGAGCGGCGGGCGCGCGUCGUGCCCGCCGGGGGUCGGCCCGGGCGCGGGGGGCGGCCCCGGGCCCAGCGCCAACGCCGCCCCGGCCCUCGGCAACGCGGCCGCCGCCGCCGCCGCCGCCCCGGCCCCCGCCGCCCCCGGGCCGCCCCCGCCGGUGUCGGGGCCGGGGCCGGGCGUGCAGGCCGCUGCGGGCGGGGAGCGGGCGGCCGAGGAGCCGGGGGCGGGGGCGCUGCUGCGCGAGCCCGUCUACAACUGGCAGGCCACCAAGCCCACGGUGAAGGAGCGCUUCGCCUUCCUCUUCAACAACGAGGUGCUCUGCGACGUGCACUUCCUGGUGGGCAAGGGGCUCGGCGCGCAGCGCAUCCCGGCGCACAGGUUCGUGCUGGCCGUGGGCAGUGCCGUCUUUGAUGCCAUGUUCAACGGGGGAAUGGCCACCACGUCCACCGAGAUCGAGCUGCCGGACGUGGAGCCCGCUGCCUUCCUGGCACUGCUCAAGUUUCUCUACUCGGACGAGGUUCAGAUCGGGCCUGAGACAGUCAUGACCACGCUGUACACCGCCAAGAAGUACGCGGUGCCCGCGCUCGAGGCCCACUGCGUGGAGUUCCUGAAGAAGAACCUGCGCGCGGACAACGCGUUCAUGCUGCUGACGCAGGCGAGGCUUUUCGACGAACCGCAGCUCGCCAGCCUGUGCCUGGAAAACAUCGACAAGAACACGGCCGACGCCAUCACUGCAGAGGGCUUCACAGACAUCGACCUGGACACGCUGGUGGCCGUGCUGGAGCGGGACACCCUGGGCAUCCGCGAGGUGCGCUUGUUCAAUGCUGUCGUCCGCUGGUCUGAGGCCGAGUGUCAGCGGCAGCAGUUGCAGGUGACGCCCGAGAACAAGCGGAAGGUUCUGGGCAAGGCGCUGGCCCUCAUCCGCUUCCCGCUGAUGACCAUCGAGGAGUUUGCUGCAGGGCCCGCACAGUCGGGCAUCCUGGUGGACCGCGAGGUGGUCAGCCUCUUCCUGCACUUCACCGUCAACCCCAAGCCGCGCGUGGACUUCAUUGACCGUCCGCGCUGCUGCCUCCGCGGGAAGGAGUGCAGCGUCAACCGCUUCCAGCAGGUGGAGAGCCGCUGGGGCUACAGCGGCACGAGCGACCGCAUCAGGUUCUCCGUCAACAAGCGCAUCUUCGUGGUCGGCUUUGGGCUCUACGGCUCAAUCCACGGCCCCACCGACUACCAAGUGAACAUCCAGAUCAUCCACACAGACAGCAACACGGCCCUGGGCCAGAAUGACACGGGUUUCAGCUGUGACGGCUCUGCCAGCACCUUCCGAGUCAUGUUCAAGGAGCCGGUGGAGGUGCUGCCCAACGUCAACUACACAGCCUGCGCCACGCUCAAGGGCCCGGACUCCCACUAUGGCACCAAGGGCCUGCGCAAGGUCACCCACGAGUCGCCCACGACCGGGGCCAAGACGUGCUUCACCUUCUGCUACGCGGCCGGCAACAACAACGGCACGUCCGUGGAGGACGGGCAGAUCCCCGAGGUCAUCUUCUACACCUAGGCCGCCCCGCGC